Molecule: messenger RNA, 1599 nt
Organism: Saccoglossus kowalevskii
Lineage: Eukaryota; Metazoa; Hemichordata; Enteropneusta; Harrimaniidae
Product: ubiquitin-associated protein 2-like
Source: RefSeq, a predicted model, not a curated record
CAGUGUCUGUGACGUCUGCUACAAGUGCAACUACUGAUAUGGCUGGAUCUGCAUAUGGAAAUAAGGCUCAUGCCCAAUCAUUUGACAAGCAAGGCUUCCAUGCUGGAACACCACCACCAUUUAACAUACCAUUGGCCAGCGGGGCACAGGGUGGGACUAUGAAUCCAGCUACAGGAUAUGCUGCUACACCUGCUCCGUUUGUACAAAUGAUGGCACCUCAUCCCCACCAGCAUCAGCACCAGCACCACUCGCAGAUGCUUGCACAUCAGAUGCAUGGUGACGGUCCGCAGGGUGGAUCAAAUCAACGUUCUCAAGGGGGCAGCAGUCAGGGCAAACCGACAGGAAGUAAACAGUCUUACAGUUCACCUUACUGGGGAGCCAGCUAAACUAACAUCAGUUGAUGUGUGUGUGUGAUGUCAUCAAUUUAUGGUGCAUCUGUAAAGUCUGAAAAAAAAUAAUACUAAUUAUUUUUUAUUUAGACUAUCCGUUGUAGUUAAAUAAGUAUAUAUACCAAGAGGACACAAAAGUGAAAACCAGAUAAAUAAAAUGAAACUAUUGUUGUGUGUGCAAGACUAUUUUUGAAUGUCGUCCUAUUUCUCGUGCUGUGUAUAAAAAAAAAACUUUCUUUCCCUUUAUUUGAAGCUGGAGGGAAUUUGAUAGUAUAAUAUUUCAAGAAAAAAAAGUAAAUAUUAAUACUUCUUAUCAGCUGGCUUCGUUGUUCUUAUGAAUUCAGUGUUUUCGUAGAUUCUCAAUAUUUCUCUCUAAGCACCAGUUUUAGCAGAAGGGAAACUUUGAGACCUGCACUCAAUUUGAAGGCACAGAUUUUAUAGUGUUGAGACAGAGAAUGAUUUCUUGGGACCAUGUGGCUGCAAGGUGAUAGCUUGGCAUCUGGUUAUUAGCAUAAAAACAAAAGGUGCUGUAUAUAUUUGCCUUGUGGGCACUGUUCACAAGUGGUCAUUUCUUUGGCUUCUUCCUAAGGCUUUUUUUAAAAUUAAAAAGAAAGUGCCUUAACGGCUCUUUGGUUUUCAUUCAUCUUAAAAUUGCUAGCUGACUUGCAGGAAAUAGUCUGCUGACGAUGAACGAGGGCGCUCUGCUUUGAGAAUUGGUCAGUCAUGUGCAAAAGAUUGCCAACUCUUAGCCAAAAAAAUUCAUGUAAAAAAUAAGUAAUUUCCACUGUUAUUUAAGUAGUGUGAGAAACAUGUUUUGAUUCCAUUUCUUGUAAGUUCCUCAUUGCUUUCAGCGGAAUGGAUAAUCAUGACAGACAAACUCGCUCUAAUAUAAUGCCCAUUUUGUUAUAUCUUCAGUCCAAAAAAAGAUGGUGCAACUUGUAUUUUCAUCAGCGUUUUGGGUGUGAUAUCUGGAUACCAACAGAGACUUGAGCACAAUUUAAUUCUUUAAACACUUCUUGUAGUUAUGUUUUUUUUAUAUGUUUAGGUACAUGGCAGCAUCAUAAAUGUACUAUUGUUCCAGUGCUAAUGUUCUUAUUUUUGGUCCUUAUUUCUUUUAUUGAUGAUUUGCCCCUUUCAUCUCUCAGUUGAUUGUGACCAGAUGAAGUGCUAUUAAUAUUAAACUGUUAAGCUGCAUUGUAUUAUGAAUUAA